AUGAGUAUCAUUACAUCAAGCACUGCUAUUAUCUCUACGAGUGAUCCUAAAGUUGGAUGGCAGGAUGGUUCAGAUCGACGGGGCACCUGGGAAAUUAUUACAACAUCGCAUGCGCUAUUUGAACUUGUGAUGGCUGUGCAGUCAACAGUCGACAUUCAGAAUAAUGGACAGAUCAAAACUGCUAGAUACAACUGGAUAAUCAAGCUGUAUCUUGUUAUUGUGGGUGACCGAAGCUUUAAUAAAGCCCUAAACACAUCCAACGAUUCCGAACAAUGCAAUACCUCAGAAAAGAUCAAGUGGACAAUUACCCAUUCGUAUUUCGCGAAUAUGGGGGGGAUCUACAAUAACCGCAAGGUUGCUGUAACUGCAGCCCAUAUCUCUCAGAUCCCUGAAGUCUACAAUCGAUUGAACCUGACAGAAGAUAUGGUUAAGGAUAAAGGAAAACGCGACUAUUUUGCAAAAGGGCUUGCAGUUUUACAGAUUUCACAGCUUGUUCUUUCUCUUAUAGUUCGAGCAUAUCGGAAUCUGCCGUUUUCACAGCUGGAAACGCUUACCCUGGCUUUCUCUGUUUGUGGCGUUGCAACCUAUGUGGCCUACUGGUAUAAGCCACAGGAUGUGGGAUUGCCUAUCUCGAUCAAAGAGAUGAAUGGCCUCGAAUCACGUCGUUUCGACAAGUCCUACGACAACUUUUGGAAUAUCCUUACCAACUCCGAACGUUCUUCCACGAAUGAAGAUUAUGAUCGUAUUGAAAAUGACAAUAUCCCAAAGGGCACAUCUCAAAUCACCCAUGGAAGCAUUCCAGUCCUUGCCAUGCUUUCGGCUGCUUUCGGCAGCUUACACCUGAUAGCAUGGAAUUUUGAGUUUCCAACAAAUAUUGAACAACUACUGUGGAGGAUAACAACUAUUGCAUCAGUUGCAGUACCUGUGAUGGGUCUAAUCACUAUUCCAUUGGCCCAGAUUACUAUUCCUGCAGGUGACCCAAGAGAAUUCAUGCGGGACUGCCUGCGACUCCUGCGCGAGCUAUCCUGGGAUCAACCAGAUAGACAAGAUAUUCGGCAAGCGAGAGCAGAUCUAGAGAAGAUCUAUAUUGAACCAGAUUUUGAAACUGAUGCUGCUCGAAUGAGAAAUGAGUCUUGCUGUCACGGUGCAAACCCAGAGCACCUACCCGAUCCGCUCAACCUAACCGACCCGUUUGACCUGUUUGACCUCUUCCACCCCUUGACCGCCCUGCACGUGACCCGCGACCUCCUUAACCUCCUGCCUGCUCCCGAUCCUGUUGUAGCUCUCCGUCUUGUCUAUGAACCUGAAGAUAGCCUGACUAAGUAG
This is a messenger RNA of Aspergillus saccharolyticus JOP 1030-1, 1326 nucleotides long. RefSeq lists its product as uncharacterized. NCBI's taxonomy places the organism in Eukaryota, Fungi, Ascomycota, Eurotiomycetes, Eurotiales, Aspergillaceae. The record is from RefSeq and is a predicted model, not a curated record. The coding region runs from base 1 to 1326 and encodes 441 amino acids. The transcript is spliced from 3 exons.